AUGCAAGCCUUUGCCGAGGCACGAUGCCUCGUACAACACCACCACCUUCCAACACUGGCGACGCCACCCCCCGACACUGGAGACACACCUCGUGCAACUUUGACACCGCCGACACAGACAGCUUCCCUGGCACAUCAGGUUCUCAUUGUGGACACCCACAGCCCAGCAGCUCGGUACGCGCGCUCAGAGUUGGUGCCAGCAGUGUGGACGCCGACGACGGUGAGGACCAAGAUGGAUGCACUGGAGCGGCUGUUCCCACUCAAGAUGGAGCGCUUCCACAAGCCGCCGGUGCCGCCGCACAUGGCCGUCGCCUUCGAGGCGACACGCUACCGUGAGCUGGCACCGGCGCUCAAGGACAACCAGGACGCCAUCAUGCAGCUGGCCUUCUUCUCAUCUUCCGACGCCCCGACGGCCAAGCGCGUCGCCACCAACUACCGCGAGUUCGUCCUCGCCUCCGGGAAGACUGGUAAUGAGAAACUGGUAAUCCAGUUAGACACGACUAACAAGGUACCACUGCUUAACAUGGCAGCUCUUGGACCAUCCUACUUCAGCCUGUCACCUGAAGAGGGCAUCCGGGAUUGUGAAUACUUCUUCCCACCAAAGGAAGAAACAUUUGAGGAAGAAGAAGAGGUGGUACCUGUAUCAUCAUCACAGAAAGUAUCUCUAGGAGUGACUAAUGCAGAAUCAGAUACAGUAACAGUAAAUGCAGCAGAAGUACCUAAGGAAGCAAUACUAACAGAAGUAGAAUCAACAGCAGCGUCAGAAGAACCACGUUCAGUAACAGCAGAAGUAACUCCUCCAGCAUUAGAACCAGCUCCUACAGCAGUAACACCAUCUCCCUCACCAGCAGUAGCAGCACAAAAUACUUCACCAGCAAUAGCAGAAGAAACACCAUCAGCAACAGCAGAAGCAACUCCUCCAGCAGUAGAACCAGUUCCUAUAGCAGCAGCACCAUCUCCCACACCAGCAGUAGCAGAACCAACUCCUUUACCAGUAAUAGCAGAAACAACUCCUCCACCAGCAGCAACUAAACCAACUUCACCAACAGCAGAAACAGUACCAGCUCCUCCUCCAUCACCUUCAAGAGUAGCAGAAAAGAAUAGACCAGUCACAGUAAGUAAAGUACCAUCUUUGUCUCAUGAUCAAGUGAUACCAAAUGAUUUGGGAAAACAUGUUCCUAUAAAACUUGUGGACAGUGCAGAGGAGGGCGCAGCCACAGAAGAAGGCACGGCUGCAGAAGAGGGUGCAGCGGCUGCACCAGAGGAAGGUGGAGUGCCGGCCGCAGAGGUGCCUGCAGGAGUGGAGCAGGAGGCAGCCCCAGCCCCUGCCCCUGCCGCAGACGCGACUCCGGCAGCAGAGCCGAGCUCUGAGGCAGGCGAUGGUCCAGAGGCGGCAGCUGCCACUCCACAGGAGGAGGACCAAAAGGCUGAAGGGGAGGCACCACCAGCCUAG
Schistocerca serialis cubense is the source of this 1452-nucleotide messenger RNA. RefSeq names its product calphotin-like. The transcript is spliced from 5 exons. The record is from RefSeq and is a predicted model, not a curated record. The coding region runs from base 1 to 1452 and encodes 483 amino acids. Lineage: Eukaryota; Metazoa; Arthropoda; Insecta; Orthoptera; Acrididae.